Molecule: messenger RNA, 961 nt
Organism: Bombus pyrosoma
Lineage: Eukaryota; Metazoa; Arthropoda; Insecta; Hymenoptera; Apidae
Gene: Sld5
Product: DNA replication complex GINS protein SLD5
Exons: 2
Coding region: 243-899 (218 amino acids)
Biological process (GO): double-strand break repair via break-induced replication; DNA-templated DNA replication
Cellular component (GO): GINS complex
Source: RefSeq, a predicted model, not a curated record
UAGUAGCUUUUACAGUAUUUGUAGGAAAUAUUAACUAUAUAUAACAUAUUUUGUAUAGAAUAUGAAUCAUAUAAUAUAAAUAACAGAACACCUGUUCGAGAAAUGUAACCUCUUAGCGUUUCGAUAAACCCCGCUAUCGGACUUGUCCGUACUUUGGGAGUUAAAAUAAUACUAUGAUUUUUUUGAAAAUAUAUUUAUUAAAAGUUCAUAAGAUCGUUAACUUUUUGUAAACGAUACAAAACAUGGAACUUGAUGCAGGAGCACAAUUAAUAGCAGAGGACAGUGAUCAGGAAGAGGAAGAACUAACUGCUCAAAGUGUUUUAUUAGCGAUAGAGGAAGCUUGGCUAAACGAAAAAUUCGCUCCUGAGAUUUUACCACACCGGUCUGAUUUGAUUGAGUGCAUGUUGCAGCAAAUCACACAUAUGGAAGAAAACAUGAAGAGGUUAGACAAAGGAGAUCUAAGAUUAAUGAUACAUAGAAUGGAAUUAGAUAGGAUUAAAUAUGUGAUAAGUAAUUAUCUCAGGGCUCGAUUAGAGAAAAUUGAGAAAUAUACUAUUCACAUACUUUCUCAAGAAGCUAACAGAUCUUCUGAGGAUUGUUACUUAUCAGUUGCAGAGCUACAAUUUGCGAAAGAGUUUCUUGCAAGUAUCGAAACACUUUUUAAAACAGUUGCUUUGCAACAUAUGCCUGGAAAUUUUCAGACAUUUGAAGUUGAUACAUUAGCUGUAAAACCUAAUAUGCAAGCAUAUGUAUUUUUAAGGGCUAAUGAUAGAAUUAAUGGAAUCUUACUUCCUGGUUCAAUGGACGAAGAAAUAGAUCUUGAACCAGGUUCCCAACAUAUUAUACAAUAUAGUGCUGUAGCCGAUUUAGUUAAAACUGGUGCUGUUAAAUUAAUCUAAUAUCUUAUACAAUUUAAUAGUCUGAAUAAAGAAAUCUAAUACUUUUUAUAGUCAUUGUAUAA